ACUGGUUUCAACAGGUUAGAGCAACCAGGAAGUAAACACAACCAUGGUUUGACCAGGCGCAGUACCUCUUACAGAAAACAUUUGUAUUAAAUAAUUACAAUUCCCCAAAACUAUUCGGGGCUUGAUAAGUCACGAGGAUGUCAGCAGAACAGGCAGGGUUAGGGCGAAUUCACCCUGGGGUUAUUGCAUCGGUGGUGUUCGUCUCUGUGGCGGCAAUAGUUGCUGCUCUAUUGAUCAUCCGAAAAUACUGCUACCCAGUCAAUGAAGCGAGUUACAGAUACUCCCAGCUGAGGCGAAUGGAGGAACAGGGUUCAGCAGUGGCGGUGGGCGGAGGUGACAUGGGGCCGUGCACAGUGGGAGAGGAAUCAGAUGAGGAUCUUCUGGAAUAAGUGUCCAAGGGGAUGCUGCAGGACCGGCUGAAUCUAUUUUUGGAUGAAUUGUGUGCUUAAGGACUCGAGCAAAAGAUUAUUUUCGUUGUAGGUGAUACCAUUGUUCCUCUCAACUUCAGAAAAAGUAAGAAAAUACCCAUCAUCAUUUCCUAAACCCAUGGUUUCAUGCUCAGAUGUGUUUUCUUGUCCAGUCCAAAAUCCCCAUAUCUUAAAUGUAUUAAAUAUUAAGACAUGGAAGAGCACCAACAUUUUCGAAAUGUUUGGAAUUUUUAUACCCUGAGCAAUAACAUAAAGACGUAAUCUCCUAUGAAAUAGAUGAUUUAAUUUUCAGACUACUGACUAAUUCAAUAAUGGAUUUGUUGUACCUGUACUGGACUGUUUCUGGAUUUGUAUUCAUCGUCUGGCUGUAUUUCUUAUAAGAGGGUUUUUUCCUUAUGGUUAAUCAGGGUACCCGCGAGGUCUUAAAAACGUGAAAAAGUCUUAAAUUUAGUUUUCGUAAAUUAAGGCCUUGAAAAGGUAUUGAAUUUUGUUCACAGGUCUUAAAUUUUGUUCAAAAAGUCUUAAUUUUCAUCCACCUCCUUAUUUGAUACGGCGCCACAACAUGUAUUUUUUUGUUCGUUGUUACAGCGAAUCUUAGAACACCCAAACGUUGCAUUUUAGUAGGUUACAUCCUAAAUAUCAGGCAACCUGUACCGAUUCAUUGUAAACUGAUUGAGACGCUGACACCCCCCUCUGCAUUGCAUUGUGUUCUCUUUGGUACAGUCUUUGAGUUCGCGCGAAGUGAAAUCCGAAAAAAAUGUGUUGACAUUAAAGUAGGCUACUCUAUUUGCUAGAGAUGGGCAAAUGUCGGUUCAAUCCGUCGUGGGUACACGACGCUAAGUAUAACUGGGUUCAGCCUGUGCCAGGGAAUGUGUGGGAGGCACAGUGUACUUUAUGCAGAAAAACCUUCAAACUUGGGACCAUGGGGCAUAUAGCCUUGAACUCCCAUAUGAAGAGUGCUAAGCACACAAAAUUGGUUGAAGUGCGUUCGAGCCAGGCACCGAUAGCAACUUUCUGUGUGCCACCUUCAGUGCAGUCUACCUCCGUGGCUAGCGCUACACCACUGCAGCAGGUACCACUGUCAGGGUUACUGUGCGGGUCAACACCAACUCUGCAGGCAGAGGUAAUAUGGACUCUUAGGACAGUAUACGAACACCACUCCUACUCCUCCAAUGAGGGCAUCACCGAUGUAUUCAAAUGCAUGUUCCCUGACUCUCAAAUCGCGGCAACAUUUUCAUGCGGGAGCAACAAGACAGCGUAUCUUACGAAGUUCGGUCUCGUCCCUUUUAUCAGUAAGGAGCUCACCGAGCAGGUAAACCAGGCUGUUGGUUUUGUGCCAAUGCUGGACGAAAGCCUCAACAAAAGCACAAAAACCAAACAGCUUGACAUCCAUCUCCGCUACUGGGACGGUGACCGUGUUCGAUCACGAUAUUUUGGCUCGCAGUUCAUGGGCCAUGCAAAGGCGGUGGACCUUCUCAGUAAUUUCAAGGAGUGUUUACGUGACCUUGAUUUGAGGAGGAUGGUCUCUUUGUCCAUGGACGGACCCAACGUCAAUUGGCGUUUUCUUGAGAUGCUGCAGACGGAGCAUGCUGAGCAUUUUGGGGGUGCCCAGUUGGUUGUAGUGGGAAGUUGUGGGCUACACACUCUACAUAAUGCUGUCAAAUGUGGAUUCACUGAGUGGCAUAUGGAGAAGUUCUUAAGAGCUCUUCAUACUAUUUUUCACAAUGUGCCAGCAAGAAGGGAGGAUUUUUGCAAUCUUACAAAGUCCAAAACCUUUGCUUUGCCUUUCUGUGGUCACCGCUGGAUCGAGAACCUCCCAGUAGUGCAGAGAGCCAUUGAGAUCUGGCCUGACAUGAAGAAAUAUGUUGAUGCUGUUACAACCAAGAAGCUCCCAAACCCUGGAACGUCUUCUUAUGACACCAUCGAGGUGGCAACCAAAGACCCUCUUAUUUUGGCAAAGCUGCAUUUUUUCAUGGCAGUUUCACGAAGUGUGACACCCUUCUUGACAAAGUAUCAAACGGAUGAACCUGUGCUUCCAUUCUUUGCCAAUGACUUGGCUGAAUUACUGAAGAAUUUGCUGAGGCGAUUCAUCAAGCGAGAGCUACUGACUGAUGUCACACCUCAGCACUUGGUACGGCUUGAUGUCACUGACAAGCAGUCGAGGGUGCAUCCAAAGGCAGUGGACAUCGGCAUUGGUGCAGAGACUGCCAUAAAGGAACUCCAACAGCGGAGUAAAUCCUCAGAGGAACUUUCCAUCCUACAUUUUCAAAACCAAUGCAUGGAGUGUCUAUCCAAAAUGGUCCAGAAGAUUCAGGAGAGGAGCCCUUUGAAGUUUCCGAUUGUUAGACAAUUAACUUGUCUGAACCCAGCCUUUAUGUACAGCAACCCUGAACUGUGUCAGAAACAGAUGAAGAGCAUAGUCAGGAAGUUUCUACAAGACAGACAGUUGGAUGGAGGAGUUGCUGCUGGUGAUCUGAUCACCCAGAAGUUCUCAGAGAUGCUGUCCGUGGAGGUCCGAACUGAAGAAUUUCAGUCCUUCCAGCCAUUCAAGAAAAGACUGGAUGUCUUUCUAAGCAACAUCAUCAGUGAGACCUACCCACAACUUUGGUCCUUUAUCCAGAAGCUUCUACUUCUAUCACACGGGCAGGCAACAGUUGAGCGGGGCUUUUCGGUGAACAAAGAAAUUGAAACUGCUAACAUUCACGAAGACACCGUUGUAGCGCAGAGAAUCGUCUGUGACUACAUCUCUCUCCAUGGAGGGGUUACCAAGGUCCCCCUCACGCCAGCCCUGCUUUCCUCGGUCUCAUCUUCCAGAGCAAGAUAUAGAAUUCAUCUUGAGACGGAGAGAAAAAAGAGAGAAUCUCAAGCAGAGUCAGAAAAACGAAAGGCCAUUGAGGAGAACCUGGAGCAACUGAGAAAGCACAGAAGAUCCAUCAAGGAGGUAGCCGAACAUCUGCUCAGGGAUGCUGAUAAGUUGGCAGACCAGGCUGAAGCCAAGCAAGCAGGCAGCAAGAUGGCGGAGCUAAUAGCAAAAUCGAAUGCCUUUAGAAGGAGCCACAAGGAAAAGAUGGCUGAACUCAUUAAACUGGACGAACAGAUUGCUGCCAAAAGAGCUGAGCUCCAAAAGCUGUAGGAUCUAUUGAAAUGCACACAGGCACACCCACAGACGAAUGCAGGCACACGCACACACAAACACACACACACACGUACACCCCUCACAGUUAUUGUUUUAAAUUAUUCUGUCUUAGGACUUAAAUACAGUGUAGAUUGCAACAACCGCACACAGGCACACCCACAGACGAAUGCAGGCACACGCACACACAAACAUACACACACGUACACCCCUCACAGUUAUUGUUUUAAAUGGUUCUUAAAUUAAUGACUUAAAUACAGUGUAGACAGGCUGUAGGUUACUUUGGGAAAAAACAUCCAUACAAAGGCGCACCCACAGACGUGUGCAUGUGCAUACAUGCACUCCUCACACAGUUAUUGUGUUUAAAUAUGGUGAAUGUUAUGUUGAAGCAGAUCUUUGAAAGCUGUUGUCCUCAGAGCAUAUUGUUCAUUAAAGUUAUUUAUUUGAU
Messenger RNA from Eleginops maclovinus (Patagonian blennie), 4009 nucleotides. RefSeq lists its product as uncharacterized. The coding region runs from base 1225 to 3561 and encodes 778 amino acids. NCBI's taxonomy places the organism in Eukaryota, Metazoa, Chordata, Actinopteri, Perciformes, Eleginopidae. The record is from RefSeq and is a predicted model, not a curated record. The transcript has 8 exons.